Messenger RNA from Hyla sarda, 1837 nucleotides. RefSeq names its product histone deacetylase 8 (gene HDAC8). The record is from RefSeq and is a predicted model, not a curated record. The transcript is spliced from 11 exons. Lineage: Eukaryota; Metazoa; Chordata; Amphibia; Anura; Hylidae. The coding region runs from base 470 to 1624 and encodes 384 amino acids. Gene Ontology annotation, molecular function: histone deacetylase activity.
ACCUGUGUAAAAAUGUGCUAACACUACACUACAAGUACAAUGGUGUAAAACUACAACUCCCAUCCUGUCUGGAUAGCCUUUGGCUGCAUGGGCAUGCUGGGAGUUUUCUUUAAAACCCACUAAGUCCUUUAAGUUUAAAACCUAAGCUACGCUAACUAUGUAACAAUCUAAGCUAACUAAGAUACACUGAAGUUAAACUACGCUAACUACGUUGCCUAGACUUUUUUCUCUCUACCUCCCCACCUGCUCCACUAAGCUAACUACGCUCUCACUGCCUACACUACCCCUUACGCCAACUGCCUACACUACCCAUAACGCUGAGGAGCGGUAAUAAGCUGCGCAUGCGCUCCCCGUUAUGCUUAGAAUUCGGUAGUAAACUGCGCAUGCGCUGGCAGUUUACCGUGGACUCGCUGCUUACGCUUCCCCUUACGCUAACUUCGGAGCCGUAGUAAACUGGGCAUGCGCGCGCAUGCGCUUCCGGUUUUCUACGGCAUCCCCGGAAACUUUACAUCACUGGAGUUAUACGCUGCUGAGCGCCAUGGAGGAGGUGCUGGCCCCGGUGUAUAUCUACGGCACCGAAUACGUAGAACUUUGCGACAAUGUGCACACCAAAGUGCCGCGCCGGGCCAGCAUGGUGCACUCCUUGAUAGAAGCCUAUGGACUACUCAGGGAAAUGAGGGUUGUUAAGCCUAAAGUUGCUACCAUGGAAGAGAUGGCAGCAUUCCAUACUGAUGCCUACUUACAGCACCUCCGUAAGGUGAGCGAAGAAGGGGACAAUGAUGAUCCGGAAACUGUUGAGUAUGGACUCGGCUAUGACUGUCCUAUCACAGAAGGAAUCUAUGACUAUGCUGCUGCUGUAGGAGGCGCAACGCUCACUGCAGCUGAACACCUUAUGGAAGGCAAAGCCCGCAUUGCCAUUAACUGGCCAGGUGGUUGGCAUCAUGCUAAGAAAGAUGAAGCCUCUGGAUUUUGUUACUUGAAUGAUGCUGUUUUAGGCAUUUUGAAACUGCGACAAAAAUAUGACAGAGUGCUGUAUGUUGAUCUGGAUUUACAUCAUGGCGAUGGGGUUGAAGAUGCUUUUAGUUUUACAUCUAAGGUUAUGACGGUUUCAUUACAUAAAUUUUCUCCUGGCUUCUUUCCAGGGACAGGGGAUGUCAGCGACAUUGGCCUAGGGAAGGGACGCUACUAUAGUGUAAAUGUCCCCUUACAGGAUGGAAUCACGGAUGAGAAAUAUUAUCAAGUCUGUGAAGGAGUACUGAAGGAAGUGUUCACAACAUUUAACCCAGAAGCAGUUGUCCUGCAGUUGGGGGCCGAUACAAUUGCUGGAGACCCUAUGUGUUCAUUUAACAUGACACCUGAGGGCAUUGGAAAGUGCAUGAAAUAUGUUUUACAAUGGCAACUGCCCACUCUGAUCCUAGGAGGAGGGGGAUACCAUCUUCCUAACACCGCUCGCUGCUGGACAUACUUGACUGCUGUAAUCCUAGGCAGGACCUUAUCUUCAGAAAUCCCAGACCAUGAGAGUAUGGCCCAGAUUAUGUGCUGGAGAUCACACCUAGCUGUCGGCCUGACCGAAAUGAUACUCAACAAGUACAAGAGAUUUUGGCAUCAAUCAAAGCUAACCUGAGGCGUAUGGUUUAACUUGUCCCUGACAGACGCAUUUCCUGCUUUCUGUGGUCCAGUUCCUUGUACAGGAUGCAGAAAUAACUUGUGCAUCACAACCAAAACAUUACAGGAUUGUGCUAUUGUCCUCUAUGCUGGUUGAUGCAUAUGAUAUAUAUAGUUUUUUACUUGUUUUAAGGAUUUUUUGUAUUGUGAAUAUUAAACAUUUUGUACAAAA